Molecule: messenger RNA, 1202 nt
Organism: Hevea brasiliensis (rubber tree)
Lineage: Eukaryota; Viridiplantae; Streptophyta; Magnoliopsida; Malpighiales; Euphorbiaceae
Product: probable peroxidase 61
Exons: 4
Coding region: 152-1171 (339 amino acids)
Biological process (GO): hydrogen peroxide catabolic process; response to oxidative stress
Cellular component (GO): plant-type cell wall; plasmodesma
Molecular function (GO): heme binding; peroxidase activity
Source: RefSeq, a predicted model, not a curated record
UGCUAAAGCCUAAAAUUCAAAUAUUAAUAUGAUAUUUUAUCUAGCCUGGCGUUAUUGGUAAUGCCACGUGGACGAAACCCAGAAGGCUAGUCUAUAUAAUGAUCAUCAUUUAUGGCACAUUACUCCAUCAUCAGCUAGGUAUUGAGAGAGAAUGAGAAGAUUACAAAGGAUGGUGUUUUCUCCUCUAGUGGUUGUUGCAUUAAGCUUGUUUACUGUAGCAAUUGUGGAGGCAGCGGUGACUCUGCAACCGCCGGUGAAGCUGAAGUGGCAAUAUUACAAGAGGAACACCACGUGCCCUGAGGCAGAGGUGUAUAUAAGACACCAAGUAGAGUUGUUUUGGCAAAAGGAUAAGUCCAUUACCCCAAAGCUUCUCCGCCUGCUCUACUCAGAUUGCUUUGUAUCUGGCUGCGAUGCAUCAAUUCUUCUUGAUGGACCAAAUUCAGAGAAAACUGCACCACAAAACCGGGGACUCGGUGGAUUUGCACUCAUAGACAAGAUCAAAGAGGUUCUUGAAGAACGGUGCCCUGGAGUCGUCUCUUGCGCUGAUAUUCUUAACCUAGCAACCAGAGAUGCUGUUCAUUUGGCGGGUGCACCAUCUUAUCCUUUAUAUACAGGUAGAAGAGAUGGAAUGACAUCAAGUGCUGCAUCGGUAGACCUCCCAUCACCGUCCAUCCCAUUGUCAGAGGCAUUGGCAUACUUCAAAUCUAAAGGCUUAGAUGUGCUGGAUUUUGCAACCCUCUUAGGGGCACAUUCACUGGGCAAAACCCACUGUCGCUAUAUCGAGGACCGGUUGUACAAUUUCAAUAAUACAGGAAAGCCAGACCCAUACAUGGACCCAGCAUUUGCUGCUGAAAUGAGAAAGCUAUGUCCACCCAGAACCAAAAAGAGCCAAUCUGAUCCUCUGGUGUUUCUAAACCCUGAUUCUGGCUCUAACUACAUAUUCACAGAGACUUUCUACAAGAGGGUUUUGUCCUACAAAUCUCUCCUUGGUGUUGACCAGCAGCUGCUAUUCAGUAAUGACACACUAGAGAUAACACAAGAAUUUGCUGCUGGUUUUGAAGACUUGAGGAAGUCAUUUGCUCUAUCAAUGAAUCGGAUGGGAAACAUCAAUGUUCUAACGGGAAAUGCAGGAGAGAUACGCCGAAAUUGCUCGGUUGUAAACAAGAAAUAACAGAAUAACACCUAAUAUAUUAUCUUUAUAA